CAAGCACGUCAGGACAAUUUUGCGCAUAUCGUCUGUCACACACCUAUCUUGUUCCUUUUGGAUGCCUUCUCAACGUGGGAGCUAUUGGAGGAUGUUAUUAACAAUAUAGACACUGCGUGCGACCUUUUGUCAUUUGCGGAGUGCGGAGGCACAUUUGCUAGAGUGCGCAGGAUGUUCUCUUUGCGCUUUACCAACAAUGGCGCGCCGCGGGCCAUCGCUCUGUCCGGCCGAAUGAACCUGAUACAGAGUCGCGGCUUUCGCACAACCACGCGCCGUUCCCAGGAUGUAUUCCACGCCCAGCUCGAAGACUCCGACGCGGCCGCGAUCCUCUCGUCCCUCAAGACCACCCCGAGGGUGCCUCAGACGCUCACGGAAAAGAUCGUCCAGCAAUAUGCGGUGGGCUUGCCCAAAGACAAGUUUGUGAAGUCCGGCGACUACGUUACGAUCGCGCCCCACCAUUGCAUGACCCACGAUAAUUCGUGGCCCGUGGCCUUGAAGUUCAUGUCGAUAGGUGCUUCAAAGUUGAAGGAUCCGAAGCAGGUCGUGAUGACUUUGGACCACGAUGUGCAGAACAAAUCGACUAAGAAUCUUACAAAAUAUCGACAAAUUGAAGAGUUUGCCAAAAAGCAGGGCGUCGACUUCUACCCUGCUGGCCGGGGCAUUGGACACCAGAUCAUGGUGGAGGAAGGGUACGCAUGGCCUGGGACACUAGUUGUCGCUAGUGACAGUCACUCAAAUACCUAUGGCGGCAUUAGUUGCCUUGGUACUCCCGUCGUACGGACAGAUGCCGCCAGCAUCUGGGCUACUGGACGUACUUGGUGGCAGAUCCCUCCCGUGGCCAAGGUCACAUUUUCUGGCGUCUUGCCCAAAGGCGUCACGGGCAAGGACGUGAUCGUGGCUCUAUGUGGAUUGUUCGAUAAAGACGAUGUCCUCAAUCAUGCAAUAGAGUUUGCAGGAUCGGAGGAAACCCUUCGGAGUCUGCCCAUUGACGCUCGGCUAACGAUCGCCAACAUGACCACGGAAUGGGGCGCCUUAUCUGGAUUGUUCCCAAUGGACGGUUUGCUACAAGGCUGGCUGCGUUCAAAGGCCACCAUGUCUGCGCUGGAUGCAUCCGAGGGCCGGGGCGCCAACGAGCGGUUCUCGCAUGCCAGACUGGAUGAACUGUUUAGCAACCAGCCUGUGGCAGACAGAGGCGCCCAGUACGCAAAAUACCUGCAUUUGGACCUCAGCACACUUGCUCCUUAUGUUUCCGGACCUAAUUCCGUCAAGGUUGCCACACCAUUGAACGAGCUGGAGGAUCAAAAUAUCAAAGUCGACAAGGCAUAUUUGGUAUCUUGCACGAAUUCGCGGGCUUCUGACCUCGCUGCAGCGGCAAAGGUAUUCAAGGACGAGGCGGCCAAGAAUGGCGGGAAAGUCCCCAAAGUUUCCGAAGGCGUGAAGUUCUAUGUUGCGGCUGCUUCGCUACCCGAGCAACAAAUAGCUGAAGACGCCGGUGACUGGCAGACUCUUAUCGAUGCCGGUGCCAUUAUUUUACCAGCAGGGUGCGGGCCUUGUAUCGGUCUGGGGGUCGGCCUGCUGGAACCAGGCGAAGUCGGUAUCAGUGCGACGAAUAGAAACUUCAAAGGCCGCAUGGGCAGCACCGAAGCCAAAGCAUACCUUGCAAGCCCCGAAGUCGUCGCAGCCAGUGCCCUCAGCGGGAAGAUCAGCGGCCCAGGAUGGUACGAGAGGCCUGAGGGCUGGUCUGGAGUCGUCCGCGGUGAAGGCGACGGUAUCAAAGAAGAGGAUAGAAUGAUCACUGCGGAUGAAGCCUUCCAGAAAAUUAUCAACCAGCUGGACAGCAUGAUCGAAACGGCGGAGGAGACGUACGGGGAAGCCAAACCGGCAGAGGAGGCCACGGCGGGCUCGACCGAGGUUUAUCCUGGUUUCCCUGAGAGGGUGGAAGGAGAGAUUGUUUUCUGUGAUGCAGACAACAUCAAUACUGACGGCAUCUAUCCCGGAAAAUACACGUAUCAAGACAACGUGCCUGUUGAGAAGAUGGCCGAGGUAUGCAUGGAGAAUUAUGACCCCAAGUUCUCCUCGAUCGCAAGACCAGGGGAUAUCUUGGUGUCCGGCUUCAACUUCGGAUGUGGCAGCUCUCGCGAACAGGCCGCCACUUCCAUCCUGGCCAGAAGAAUUCCUUUGGUGGUUGCCGGCUCCUUUGGAAACAUCUUCUCGCGAAACAGCAUCAACAACGGCUUGAUGGGACUUGAGGUUCCGAAGCUGAUCCAACGACUACGUGAGACAUUCUCGGACUCGCACACGCCCCGACCAUCCACUCAAGUCACAGAGCCGGUGGGCAAUAAAGAAAAUCAACAAAGUCUCGACUCACCUCCGCCGGCUGUGACACAGCCACAAGAAAAGCAAUUGUCACGUCGCACCGGAUGGACAUUAGUCUGGGAUGUGAAGAAAUCUCAGAUCGAAGUGACGGAAGGUGCCGGCGGUAAAAGGUGGACCGAAAAGGUCGGAGAGCUGCCUCCGAAUGUGCAAGAGAUUAUCGCCAAAGGCGGUCUCGAAAAGUGGGUGCAGAAGGAGAUUGCUGCUGCAUGAGGUAUUCGGCCGUGGAUUCGGCCUCACCAGUCCCGGAGGUUGCAGAUGUUACAACACUUGGGAUGAGUUACUCAGCGCUGUGCAAGGGUCUUGUAAAAGGGAUCAGGUCGGUGAACAUGCAGAUUGUCCUAUUGCUUUCUGCGGCAUGACGGAGACAGCUGUCCCAGGUUCGCCAACCAGAACAACUCGGAACCCCUCAGCUGACAAGAGCACUUUGGACAUGGUACAGUUUUGAAAGUCUCGGAGCCAAACUGUGAUGGCGUCUCUCACAGCUUGGACGAACAGUGACGUAGUCCACAGGUCGACCCACGCAAGACAACAGGACACAUUAUAGGGAAUGAUAUCGGAGGCGCUUUUUGGCCUGAGACAAGUCGCAACCGCGCAACGGGAGAUAGAAUCAAUAGCGGGGCAUGGCGCCAAAGUGCCUGUUACUAGGUAGGCCAUGGAACAACCAUGGUUGCUUUUGCGGAAGCCGAUACCACCGUCCUGACAUGUGAAGCUGAGGUCUCGGGAGUCGGUGUACCAGUUGGUUGAGGCUGAGGGGG
Molecule: messenger RNA, 3131 nt
Organism: Cladophialophora immunda
Lineage: Eukaryota; Fungi; Ascomycota; Eurotiomycetes; Chaetothyriales; Herpotrichiellaceae
Product: homoaconitase, mitochondrial
Exons: 2
Coding region: 172-2586 (804 amino acids)
Biological process (GO): L-lysine biosynthetic process
Molecular function (GO): homoaconitate hydratase activity; 4 iron, 4 sulfur cluster binding
Source: RefSeq, a predicted model, not a curated record